AAAAAUCCGGACUGAUCAGUUGUUCCAGAGUAGCUUUUCCCGGAGUAAAUCCAAAUCUGGGAGCUCGGCAGCAGUGGCUGGAGUCCCGGGGAUUGGGAAAACAACAAUGAUACAAAAGAUUGUUUAUGACUGGGCCACGGGGAAAAUAUACCAACAGUUCCAGUUUGUAUUCAGUUUCAAAUUCCGGGAUUUAAACACCAUUAACUGCAGAAUAAACCUGAAGGAACUGAUUCUGGAUCAGUAUCCUUACUUUGGGAAUAUCCUGAGAGAGGUCUGGAAGAACCCAGAGGGAUUGCUGUUUAUAUUCGAUGGUUUGGAUACAUUCAAUGACAGAAUUGAUUUUUCUGACAGUCGCAGAGACACAGAAACUCAGUCCACAUGCACAGAUCCUGAAUUCAAGUGCAAGGUGUCUGACAUUGUGUACAGUUUAAUCCAGGGCAAGCUGCUCCCAGGGUGUUCAGUGCUGGUGACCACCCGUCCCGCUGCGUUACAUUUAUUGAAAAAGGCUCGGAUUAGUGUCUGGGCCGAAAUUCUCGGAUUUGUUAGUGAGGAACGGAAGGAAUAUUUCAUCAGGUAUUUUGAAGAACAUACGAUGGCAGCAGCUGUUAUCAAACACGUGGAAGAGAACGAGAUCCUGUACACCAUGAGCUACAACCCCUCCUACUGCUGGAUCCUUGCUCUGGCACUGGGCCCCUUCUUCACACAAAGAGUCAGGGACCCGCAGCGAGUACCCAAGACCAUCACCCAACUGUACUCCUACUAUAUUUACAACAUCCUGAAAAACCACGGCCGUGAGAUUGAGAACUCCCGCGAUGUGUUUCUCAGGGUUGGUCAGAUGGCCUUCAGAGGAGUGUCCGAGAAGAAGAUUGUGUUUACAGAUGGAGAUUUGAUCAAGUACAAUCUGCAGUCUUCCCAGUUCCUGUCCGGGUUCCUGAUGGAGCUUUUGGAGAGAGAGGAUUCUGCCCGGGGCAUAGUGUACACAUUCCCACACCUCACCAUCCAAGAGUUUGUAGCUGCAGUCGCACAAUUCCUGAAUCCACAUCCCGGGGAUAUCCUGAUAUUCCUUACUGAAGCCCACAACACGACAGAUGGGCGAUUUGAAGUAUUUCUCCGUUUUGUUGCUGGUCUUUCCUCCCCAAUGAUAGCUCGGGGCCUGGAGGAGUUUCUGGGUCCAUUGACUCAUGAAACAACCUGCCGGGUGAUUGACUGGGUGAAGGAGGAGGUUAAACGCCAGAGUGGAAACACGAGGAGUGAAUCUGGUAAAAGGAGCCUCCUGAACAUAUUGCACUACCUGUUUGAGUCUCAGAAUCGUGGACUGGCUCAGGCCGCACUGCGAUCUGUGGAAACACUUUCAUUCAGUGGAAUCACACUAACCCCGAUUGACUGCGCGGUCCUGUCUCAUGUCAUCGGACUCUGUGAUACAAUAAAAUACCUCAACCUAGAGUACUGCCACAUUCAGUGUGAAGGAACCCAGCGGCUGGGACCCGGGUUGUACAAGUGCCGGGAGUUGAGACUUGGGGGGAAUCAGCUGGGAGAUUCAGGACUGAAACUGGUGUCUGCGGCUCUGAGGAACCCCGAGUGUAAAAUACAGAAACUGCGGCUGGACAAUGUCGGUCUCACAGAUUCUGGUGCCGAGGAACUCGCCUCAGCUCUCAGUACAAACCCAUCACUGUCGGAGCUGGACCUGAGUUUUAAUAAACUGGGAGAUUCAGGAGUGAAACUGGUGUCUGUGGCUCUGAGGAAUCCGGAGUGUAAAAUACAGACACUGUGGCUGACCCAUGUCGGUCUCACCGAUACGAGUGCCAAGGAUCUCGCCUCCGCUCUCAGUACAAUACCAUCACUGACGGAGCUGUACCUUAGUGAUAAUAAACUGGGAGAUUCAGGAGUGAAACUGGUGUCUAUGGCUCUGAGGAACCCGGAGUGUAAAAUACAGGCUCUGCGUCUGGGGAGUGUCGGUCUCACAGAUUCUGGUGUCGAGGAUCUCGUCUCCGCUCUCAGUACAAAACCAUCACUGACGUGGCUGAACUUGGGAUCAAACUCGCUGACAGACCGAUCUGUCCCCGCUCUCCGCCACCUCAUACUGACCCUCCCGAGUCUGGAGUGGAUCGGGCUGCACUGGAAUCGGUUCAGUGAGGCCGAGGGGAAUAAACUGAGAUCUUUGCAGGGACUCAGACCCGGACUGAUAGUAGUGGAUCUGUGAACAUCUGGCCUUUAACCUUUAUCUUACCUGGAACCCAGACCCGGACUGAUGGUGGAUCUGUGAUCCUGUGAACAUCUGAAUGUGUGAACAUCCCCGCUCGCGGGAUGGGGACAUUUUGACAGAUUCCACACCCUCCAUUUUAACUCCCGCCGUUACAUUUAAUGGCCGUGAUCCAGGUGUGAUUCCCAACGGUUUUAACGGAACUGGCUCCAGUCUCGCGCUGUGUGUUGUUCGUUGUGAUCCUGCACUGACGUAUAUCUCCUCCGGUCCAGCACCAGCUUCCGCCGGAUGUGCGGGUUCAAGACUCCCCCACGCGAGACCCCGGGGUAUUACACAGGCAGGAAGAACCCGGGGGCGGGGCUUAGUCUGGGACACCGGUAUCCCGGGGUGGGAUUAUCCCCGGAGAGAAUCCUUUUGCUCCCUUUGCUGAGGACGGUGCAUUCUGCAUCCUGGCCGAUAUAAUGAUGUUAAAUGGACAAAUCCCUCGGCAGUGACCCUGGAUCUGCAGCGAUCCCGGACACGGCCCUGAAGUGUGAUUUGAUAAUCAUCGGUUCCCCGAUGCAGAGUGACGGUGAGAAACGGGACUGAUUAUUCAAACUGUCACUCCUUGUCGCCGGUCAGUUAAUUGUGUGUGACUGUGAGUGAGUCGGGAGCAGCUUAUUUAUUCCCGCACGUCAGCAGCUCACUCGUUGUUUAAUUUAUAUUUGUCAUGAUGAAAUCAAUAAACCGCUGUAACUUUC
Messenger RNA from Hypanus sabinus (Atlantic stingray), 2940 nucleotides. RefSeq names its product NACHT, LRR and PYD domains-containing protein 3-like. Gene Ontology annotation, molecular function: protein binding. The transcript has 6 exons. Lineage: Eukaryota; Metazoa; Chordata; Chondrichthyes; Myliobatiformes; Dasyatidae. Bases 107 to 2200 code for a protein of 697 amino acids. The record is from RefSeq and is a predicted model, not a curated record. Gene Ontology annotation, cellular component: cytoplasm.